GAUACUUCCACUAUUAAUUUCUCCUAAAUACUUUUAUUCUUAUCGUUGUUUCAUUUAAGUUUUAAGGCACAAUUAUUAGCUUAUAUCCAACAAUUUCAUAUAUGCAGGAACUCUUUAAUGGAUGUCAUAGAACCAGUCGUGGAUAUUGUGAAGGAUGUUGUACCUACAGUUAAGAAAUAUUUCAAGUAUCAGAUAUGCCACAAUGAUUAUGUCAAUAAAUUCAAAGAAAUGCAAACACGUCUGAAGCACCGACGGCAAGACGUUGAAGAAAAAUUGCGUGCUCAACUUAGGCAGCCUGGGAAGAUUGCAAAAAAGGAAGUUGAAGCUUGGCUAGAGAAAGCAGACCAUGAAACUGCAGAAAAAGUGGUUGAAGAUCUAAUCUGCAAAGGGGGUUGUUUCACAUAUAUUUGCUCCUCAAGAAAGCUCGAUAAAAGGACUCAAUCUACUGAAGGAACAUUUAAGCAAGGAGAAAAGUACACUAGUGCUGGUGAGAGUUUGGUCGAAGAUACUUCCUCAAUUGAGUAUUGGGCAACUGUAUUUGAAGAAAGGCAAAAGCGGCUGAAGCUUCGACAAAAGGACAUUGAAGCAAAAUUGGAGACUCAACUUAUGCAGCCUGGAAAGAUUGCAAGCAUGGAAGUUAAAGACUGGUUGAAGAAAGUAGGCCAACAAAUUCCCAUAAAGGUUGAAGAUCUAAUCAACCAAGGGGGAUGCUCCUCUCUAUCCAACCUCAGGAGAAAAAUUGAAGAAUUGAAGCAAAUAUUUGAGCAAGGAGAAAAGUACACUAGUGCUGAUGAGAGUUUGGUCGUAGAUACUCCGGCAAUUGAGUAUUGGGCAACUGUAUUUGAAGAAAAGCAGGAGAGGCUAAAGCACCAAAAGGAAGACAUUGAAGCAAAUUUGAAGACUCAGCGUAUGCAACCUGGAAAGAUUGCAAGGAAGGAAGUUGAAGAGUGGCUAGAGAAAGCAGGCCAACAGAUUGGCAUAAAGGUUGAAGAUCUGAUCAGCCAAGGGGAGAUCAGCCAAGGGGGAUGCUCCUCUCUAUCCAACCUCAGGAGAAAAAUUGAAGAAUCGAGGCAAAUACUUGAGCAAGGAAAAGAAUUCACUAAUGCUGGUGUGAUUUUGGUCAGAGAUGAUCACUCAAUUAAAGGAUUUCCACUUCUUGUUGAAAAAUGUAGUGGCAGGGAUGAUAUACAAGAAAAAAUUCUGGAAUGGUUGAAGGGAGACCAUGUUACAAGAAUUGCAGUUUCGGGAAUGGGUGGUGUGGGCAAGACAACAAUUAUGAAGAAUGUCCAUAACCAACUGUUGAUUGAAUCCAAAUUUAAGAAUGUUAUUUGGGUAACAGUGUCAAAAGACUUUAACAUUACUGUCCAGCAAAAAAUGAAGUUUGAUAUUCUCCAGUUUCAGAAAAAGAUUGCAAGUAGCUUGAAACUAGAACGAGAGCCAGAUCAUGAGAAUGAAACCAAGCUUGCUGCAUUGAUUUCACAAAGAUUGGGACAGGGCAGCUUCCUGCUAAUUCUGGAUGAUGUGUGGGAGCCUUUUUCUCUAGAAGAUGUUGGAAUUUCUAAUCGAGUUGGAAAUAAUGGUUGCAAGUUAGUGCUCACGACACGGUCAAAAGAUGUUGCUCGUGCAAUGGAUUGUAAUGUGAUCCAUGUGAACCCUCUUCGACCUAAAGAAGCAUUAGAAUUAUUCUCGGAGAAAAUUGGAAGUGAUGUGUUUUCAGAUGGCAAAAUUAAAAGAGAUAUAGAGCCAUUUUUGAAGCAAAUUUUGCAGAAAUGUGAUGGAGUACCCCUUGCUAUUGUGACAGUGGCAAAAUCAAUGCAAGGGAAAUUACUUCCUCGUCAUUGGAAGUUGGCACUUUCUGAAUUCAGUAAAUUUGAAAGUAUUAUUGAUUGUUUGAAAUUCAGUUAUGAAUGCCUAGAACAACAAUGCCAGCAGUGUUUUUUAUGUUGUGCAUUGUAUCCUGAAGAUUAUGAAAUCAGAAAGGAGAAGUUAAUUGAGUAUUGGAUUGAGGAGGGGCUUAUAUAUAAAGAAGGGAAAACUAGGGAGGCAAUGAAUUGGAAGGGUCAUGAUAUACUUGAUAAGCUAGUUGACAACUGCUUGUUGCAAUCGGUUGAAAAUGAAGACGAAGAAGAAUGUGUGAGUAUGCAUGAUCUUCUCCGAGAAAUGGCACUGGAAAUCAGUCCUCAAUUCUUGGUGAAAGCCGGCAUAGCCUUGGAGAAGUUACCAGAGGAGCAUGAAUGGAGAGAAAAUCUUUUGAAGGUUUCUUUAAUGAGGAAUCACAUAACAGAAAUUCCUUCAAGCAUGCCGUCUCCAAGGUGUCCUAUGCUCACAACCUUGUUGUUGUCCAAUAAUAAGAUUUCAACAAUUCCAGAAGCUUUUUUUGAGCAUAUUCUUGGGCUCAAGAUUGUUGAUCUUUCCAAGAAUCGUCAGCUAAGUAGGCUGCCGAGUUCUAUCUCCAAAUUGGAGAAGCUUACUGCAUUAUUGCUACGUGGAUGUGAGUCCUUAAGAGAGGUACCAGCAUUAUCCAACCUUGUAGGGUUAAAAAAGUUAGACCUUUUAAGGACAUCAAUUGAAGAACUACCGCAAGGCCUCAACAUGUUAACAAAUCUAAAAUAUCUUGGUCUUGGUGGAAGAUUAUCUGAAACACUUGUUGAACCGCUACAAAAUCUCUCCAAACUUCAGCAUUUACUAGUAAUUGCCAAUCCCAAUGCCGAAACAGAAUUUAAAUGGGAGACGAUUGGAAUUUGGGGGAAGCUUCAAAACCUUGAGAAGCUGGUUCUUGGUUGUUUGGAUAACUUGAAUAUGGUGUUUGGGGAAGUAGGAGCAAUUGCUGAGUCAACAUCGCUACCAGCUGGCACAUUUUCCUCUCUUAAAUAUAUUGGUGUUGGCGAAUGUAAUAAAAUAAAGAAGUUAUGCUCGGUAAGGUGGUUGGAAUAUCUUCAGAAACUACAGACUGUUGAGGUUGAUGAUUGUCAGCAACUGGAGGAGAUAAUAGGGUCUAAAUCUAAAGGAGGAGAAAAAGUCACUCUACCCAACUUAGAAAGGUUAAAAUUGAAAGAAUUGCCCCAAUUGAAGACCAUCUAUAACGGUUCUUUGAUUUGUGAUUCCAUCAAGAGGAUUGAAAUUUAUGAUUGUGAAAAUAUAGAGAGUGUUUUUUCGUCCGGGUUCAACCCACUUCCAAAUCUUGAAUAUCUGGCACUUAUCAAUUUAAAGCAUCUGAAAUUUGUGUUUGAUGAAGAAGGUCUUGGUUUAUUGCCACGUGUACCUCCCACAAGAUUUUUCUCUCUUAAAGAAAUUAGGGUUUUUAGGUGUAAUCAAUUAAAGAAGGUAUUCUCAUAUGGAUGGCUGCUCCACUACUUCCAAUCUCUAGAGACUAUUGAGGUUUCAUGGUGUUCGCAAAUGGAGGAGCUGAUAUCGUCAUCGGCACAUGAAGAAGAAAAAGUCACUCUACCCAAGUUAGAAAGGUUGGAAUUAACAAGUUUGCCCUUAUUGAAGAGCAUCUGCAGCCACUCCAGUGUGUUGAUUUGUGAUUCCAUCCAGAGUCUGACGAUUACCAACUGCGAGAAGCUAAAGAGGAUUCCUCUGAAUUUUCCCUUGAUUGAUAAUGCCCAAUCAUCUCAUCCUCCUUCCCUCAAAGAAAUUGUGGUAUUCCCAAAAGAAUGGUGGGAAUCAUUGGAAUGGGACCAUCCCAAUGCAAAAGACAUCCUUUUCCCCUUCUGUAAAUUUCCGCCGAUAUGGGGUCCACUGACAUGGGCGUAGGGCGCACUGCAAAUCAAUUGGGAUUCGGCUCGGUAACCACAAGAAAGUUGGAGGAAAUCACAUAUGCACUAGUUGCUCUUGCUUUUGGGUUUUCUAUGUAAUAAAAUCUUUGUUUUUCUUUUGCUGUGUGUGUUGUGUGUUUAAAUAUGUCCAAUUUUAAGUGGAAAACUGUAAAGGUUUGUUUCUUUAUUAUCUGUGUAAUGUUGUCUUUGAAACUAUGUGGGAAAGAGACUUGAAACUGUAUUUGCUUUUCUUGUAAUAUUCCUUGCUUCCCUGCCUCUUAUUUGACACCUAGUUUCAAAUUCGAUGGUCUCCAUGUGUGCCCUUAAAGAUGUCUGCUCUGGCCAUGGACAGAUUGACUCAAUUUUUGAAAGGAAAGUGAAACGGAUUUCCAAAAGGAAGGGUUGGGUGUCAAGAAUAUGGAUGCCUCUUUAUAGAGUGCAGUGCAAAGACUUGAGUGAAUGUAGAACACUGCUAUGACGAGCUUGUCUUAAAGGGAUAGUGUAGGGUUGAGAUGGAAAGAAUAUUUCCUUCCUGGCUAAAAUUUGAUGCUCUGAGGACUCUGGUUGUCUAUCUGAAUUACCGCACUUCUAUUUGCGAUAGGCUGAGGCAAGGCACAAUGCGGCCUAAGGUUGGAUUGU
Molecule: messenger RNA, 4397 nt
Organism: Rubroshorea leprosula
Lineage: Eukaryota; Viridiplantae; Streptophyta; Magnoliopsida; Malvales; Dipterocarpaceae
Source: the annotation of a GenBank genome assembly